This is a messenger RNA of Populus euphratica (Euphrates poplar), 1460 nucleotides long. RefSeq names its product 2-aminoethanethiol dioxygenase-like. Lineage: Eukaryota; Viridiplantae; Streptophyta; Magnoliopsida; Malpighiales; Salicaceae. The record is from RefSeq and is a predicted model, not a curated record. The coding region runs from base 375 to 1112 and encodes 245 amino acids. Gene Ontology annotation, molecular function: oxidoreductase activity, acting on single donors with incorporation of molecular oxygen, incorporation of two atoms of oxygen. The transcript is spliced from 6 exons.
CAUUGAAUUUUUAACCUCGUGGGGCAUUUCGUAGCAUCGCCGCAUCAUUACUGGAAAGUUGAAAAAGCGAAGUUACCCAACACAACACGGUACAUCAUAUGAUGACAGUUUAUGCGGGUGAUAUAAGUUAUUUGAGGCUGGGCUUGAUUAACCACAAUGCAUAUAUAUGGCUGUCCUUUCGGUUCGCAUAAGACUGGAUUUUGGAAUUGUUAUAGAGAGAGAGAAAGUUGCUGCUGGAUGCUUACUUGUAAACUAGAGCAGACCAAGCUGUUUUUUUGAUUUGGAUGCUCGAUUUCAAUACAAGAUUGGUGACCGAUAAGUGGUUUUUCCAGUUUAGAUUGGUUUAGUGGGUUAGCUGCUACAUUCUUCGCAUCAUGCCAGUUGUUCAAAAACUGUAUGAUGCCUGCAAAGAGUCUUUCUCGGCUACUGGUCCCGUAUCAGAAGAAGCUCUUGAAAAAGUCCGUGCUCUUCUAGAUCAAAUGAAGCCUUCUAAUGUGGGUCUCGAACAGGAGGCACAAUUGGCUCGUCAAUGGAAGGGUUCCGUAAAUGGCACCAAUGGACGAAAAGGACGCAAUGGGAGUCUUCAGUACCCACCUCCUAUCAAAUAUUUGCAUUUGCAUGAGUGUGACAGAUUCUCUAUAGGGAUCUUUUGUAUGCCACCUUCCUCCAUCAUACCACUUCAUAAUCAUCCUGGAAUGAUUGUGUUGAGCAAGCUUCUUUAUGGCUCGUUACUUGUAAAGUCAUAUGAUUGGCUUGAUCUACCUGGGCUUAAUGAUCCAUCACAAGCAAGACCUGCAAGACUCGUUAGAGAUUGUGAAAUGACUGCACCUUGUGGUACAACAGUUUUAUAUCCAUCCAGUGGUGGCAACAUUCAUUGUUUCAAAGCCAUGACACCCUGUGCUCUGUUUGACGUUCUUUCACCACCUUAUUCCUCAGAAGAUGGACGACACUGCUCUUAUUUCCGUCGAACCCUUAAGCGAGAACUGCCUGAAGGAACAGAAGAAUUGUGUGGCAUUGAACCCUCCGAAAUUGCUUGGUUAGAAGAAACUCAACCUCCAGAAAACUUUGUAGUACGGAGGGGUCUGUACAAAGGCCCUACUAUUAGACGUUAAAAGGUUUCUCAAUUUUUUUUUGUCAGGAUGUACAAUACCAUUAAUCAGAUUAGAUGAAACAAUGGAGAACCAGGGAAUUGAUUGCUGAAAAAGUUAGUUGUCAACUAACAUGGACAGUAACAAUCAGUUGGCAUUAUCAAGGCAUUUUCUGUACAUAUUUUAUGUAUUUGCACUGAUAAAUGGCAAAUGGAAACAAGAAGAGAAUGCAUGUGCUCCUGAGGCCCUUGCCUUUCCAAGCAUAGAACUCUUACUGCAAGGUUUAUGCUUGCUGGAUUAUUGCAAUGUUUGUGGAAACUUGGUGCCAACAUUUCUGUGAUAAGAUCUGUAUGUAAUGAUUUAUUGAAUAUC